Messenger RNA from Diaporthe batatas, 2128 nucleotides. RefSeq lists its product as uncharacterized. Gene Ontology annotation, cellular component: membrane. Gene Ontology annotation, molecular function: transmembrane transporter activity. Lineage: Eukaryota; Fungi; Ascomycota; Sordariomycetes; Diaporthales; Diaporthaceae. The transcript has 5 exons. Gene Ontology annotation, biological process: transmembrane transport; amino acid transport. Bases 414 to 2024 code for a protein of 536 amino acids. The record is from RefSeq and is a predicted model, not a curated record.
UCGGUCACGAGGGGCGAUCACUACAUCACCUCCUGGGUACACAAGGUACACUACCAAUGUAUACACUGUACAUGACAGCCCUGGAGUCCUUGACAUUGCAGGCCUAGCGUCGUGUUGCAGACCAGAUAGAUAGAGCAAGAGAUCUGCCCCAAGGUAAAACAUAGUCUAUCUACCAUCUCUAUAUCUUUCCUGGCGGCUGCUCCUCGUUGCUCCAAAGCCCUCCUCCCAUCGUCCCAGGUGCCGGAGCGCUACCCUUUUCUUUUCUUUCCUUUUCUUCUCUCCCCCCGCCCCUUUCGAGCCUCAGCCAGCUAGCCCCCGGCCACUGCAACCUCACUGGCAUCGACGACCCCGACCCCGACCCCGACUCCGCAUCCUCCGGCACCGACACGAGUGAAAAGCUUUACCCGGGCAACAUGACACACGGUGGCAUUAUGGCCAAUUCGGCCCAGGCCGACACUGAGGCCGACGCCACGCUCGAGAAGUUGGGGGUCAAGCAGGAGUUGCAGAGGAACUUCUCUCGUGUUUCCAUGCUGGGUCUCGCCUUUGCUAUCCUCAACAGCUGGACCGCCCUGGCCGCCUCACUUUCUCUGGCUCUUCCCUCUGGAGGGCCCUCGGCUAUUCUUUGGGGCCUGAUAACUGCUGGAAUUUGCAACCUGUGCCUUGCUGCCUCACUCGCCGAGUUUCUCUCAGCCUGGCCAACGGCCGGGGGUCAAUACCACUGGGUUGCCAUCAUCUCAUGGAAGCGUUCCAGUAGGGCCAUCUCAUACUCGACCGGCUGGAUCAACACCGCUGCCUGGGUGUGCCUCACUGCCACCGGCGGGCUCCUCGGGAGUGACCUGAUUGGCGGCAUCAUCUCCCUGCUCAAUCCCUCAUAUGAGCCCAAGUCCUGGCACCAGUUCCUCAUCUACAUCGCCUACACUCUCGCCGCCUUCUUCCUCAAUGCUUUUGCCAACCGCCUCCUCCCGUACUUCAACAAGGCCGCAUUCCUGUGGUCCCUCGCUGGGUUCACCAUCAUCUGCAUCACUGUACUCUCAUGCGCCACCCCAAACUAUCAGAGUGCCUCGUUUGUCUUUGGGGGCUUCAUUAACGACGUGUCAUGGCCGGACGGGUUGGCAUGGAUGCUUGGUUUGCUGCAAGGUGCAUUUGCGCUGACUGGAUUUGAUGCCACUGUGCACAUGAUCGAGGAGAUCCCACGUCCCCAGAUUGAAGGUCCAAAGAUCAUGCUGUAUGCCAUCUGCAUCGGCAUGUUCACCGGCUUCAUCUUCCUCACCUGCCUGCUGUUCGUCCUCAAGGACGUCAACGUCGUCAUCGAGUCCGCGGCAGGACCUCUCUUGCAGAUCCUGUAUGACGCAACGAACAACAAGGCCGGCGCGGUGUGUCUACUAAUGUUUCCGGUCGUCUGCAUGCUUUUCACGACAACUUCCAUCAUGACCACCAGCUCUCGCAUGAGCUAUGCUUUUGCGCGUGAUCGUGGCUUGCCCGCGUCCCGCGUCUUCGCCCAGGUCCACAAGGGCCUUGACGUGCCUCUCAACGCAUUGAUCUGGACUACCGUGUGGGUCAUCAUCUUCGGCUGCGUCUUCUUGGGCAGUGAUUCUGCUUUCAAUGCGAUUACUGCCGCCAGUGUUGUCGCUCUGGGUGUCACAUAUGCCAUCCCACCAGCCAUCAACGUCAUGCGCGGCCGGAAGAUGUUGCCAGAGUCGCGGGCUUUCAAGAUGCCAGAGUGGCUGGGUUGGUUCACCAAUCUUGUUGGAAUCGGCUGGACGCUCCUGACGACCGUCCUGUUUGUCUUCCCUCCUGAGCAACCUGUAACAGGGACAAACAUGAACUAUGCUGUUGUCCCCUUUGGUGUAGUCCUUCUCAUCGCCAUUGUCCAAUGGCUGACCGACGGCCGUAAGAAUUACGAAGGCCCAAUUAUCGACGCGGAAGUCUUCGGUGUUGGCAAGGAUGUUGUCGAAGGCGUCUCGGGCGGUGAAAGCAAGCCCUCGGGGGACGAGACAAUUGAGUCCAAGGCAGUGGAUCAGUGAGCGUAGCCACUUGAGCAUGUAGACAGCUGCAAAAUUGGGGAAACUGUCACAUAUAUCAGCAAAUUACCAUAGCCACGCGCAUAAAAUGAGAAAAUACUAUUAUG